AUGAAGUGGGAUCGGAUCAGAAUCGGUUCUUCUGCCGCCGUUGAAGGCCUUGAGAUCUUCGCUCACGAAGGUGAUGAAAUCGCCUCAGCCAGUGAAGAUUUUCCGGUCGGGUUCCGGUUCGUCCCUACUGAUGCUGAGUUGAUUGAGAAUUACUUGAUAAAAAAGCUUAACGAUGAACACUUACCUACUAAUAAAAACAUCCAUGAAGUUGAUCUCUAUGGCAGUACUCCAUCCCAAAUUACUCAACAAUACCAACAAAGCGACGGAGGGGAGGAGUGGUACUUUUUCACACCGAGGAAUAGAAAAUACCCCAACGGAAAGAGGUCGAAUCGUGCGGCGGGAACGGUGUCGGAUACUGGAAACCGACGGCGGACGAGAAACCCAUUGUCCGUUGGGGUCAUGAGGAGAUCAUCGGCUACAAGAGAAACCUUGAUUAUUACGAAGGCCCGCAUUCCAACACUUGAUAAGUGGGUAUUGUGCAAGAUAUAUGUGGCGAGGAAUAAGGUUAAGAACAAUGUGCAUGAAAAUGGAGAUCCAUAUGCUUGUUCUACCUCUCAAGAUGUUGAUGGACUAUCUUCAAGGUGGGUAUUGUGCAAGAUAUAUGUGGCGAGGAAUAAGGUUAAGAACAAUGUGCAUGAAAAUGGAGAUCCAUAUGCUUGUUCUACCUCUCAAGAUGUUGAUGGACUAUCUUCAAGGGCAGAUUCUUCGUCGCAACACGUUAACCGACCACCUUCGAUGGCGAUUAACAACAAUAGGGGGAUGGCUAAUAAGGUUGCCAAGAUAGCUCCACUAUCAUCUCCUCGCCUUAGGCAGACAUAUGCCGCUCGUAAUCCGUAUUCGACUGAGAACUCUAGAGAAGUAUGGAAAUGUCUAGAAGCUUGUGGAAGAGUGUGGAAUCCUCUGAAAUAUUUUGGAGAUGUGUGGAAGCUUAUGGAAGAGUAUAGAAGAAUAUGUAAGAGGUUCAAGAUAGAGGAUAAUGUUUCUCAUGAUGGAGACAUGUUCAAGCUCACAGCCAAUAACUACUCAUAUUGGAAGCCGAUGAUAGAGGACCACCUGUACUGCAAGGAUUUGCAUGAUCCCAUCAUCUACAAAGACAAGGUAGAAGGAAAGAGUGAUGCUCAAUGGGAGCUACUAAAUCGGAUGGUCGUUGCUAUGAUCCAUAAGUACAUUGAUAAAACCCUCUUUGAGCAUGUUUAUACUUAUACAAAUGCUAAUGAAUUAUGGACAAAGCUUGAGUGA
Molecule: messenger RNA, 1239 nt
Organism: Hibiscus syriacus
Lineage: Eukaryota; Viridiplantae; Streptophyta; Magnoliopsida; Malvales; Malvaceae
Product: NAC transcription factor ONAC010-like
Exons: 7
Coding region: 1-1239 (412 amino acids)
Biological process (GO): regulation of DNA-templated transcription
Molecular function (GO): DNA binding
Source: RefSeq, a predicted model, not a curated record